AACUUUGGACCCUUUCAGUAAGGUAUUUAGUGUCAACACCAGGGUCGUAAAGUAUCAGUCCAAAAUGCGGGUGCGUUGGAAGAAGGCCAUUUUUGAUUUGCGAAGAUAUUGCCAGGAAACCACCAUCCAUGGCAUCAGGUAUCUGGUGGAUGUGGACUCUUGGAUGGAGAAAUUCUGGUGGUUCCUCAUUGUGAUCACGGGGUUCGCUCUGGCAUCAUUUCUGAUCUAUCGAGCGGUUGUGGAAUGGGAGGAUCAUCCCAUUCUCACCACUGUGGACUCAUCCUCAGUUCCAAUCACUUCCAUUCAGUUCCCCACAAUCACAAUUUGUCCCAAACGGAGAGUGGUGUAUCGUCAGAUGCAAAGCAGUUUACUGUACAAUCCGUGGAACAUGAUUGAAAAUCUCUUCAAUCAGUUUAACUUGACCAACUUCAAUGGUGACCCAGAAGAGAUUCGAUUCAUGAACGAUACCAGUUUUCUUCUUGAUGUUGUCAUCAGCAGCAUCCAACGCACCCUCACUCAAAACAUAAAGUUCGAUUUUGAGCAACUCAAAAUCAAAUGGGCUGAUGAACUUGACAGUGAUUAUUACAGAGAGGUUCGCCCCUCUUCUCGGAUUUUGCUCUCAUUUGAUUAUGAGUAUGAGGAGGAAUUUUCCUAUAGCGAUUUCAAUGACACCGCCGAGUUAUUGCAAAAUAACACGAUGCACCUGAAAAUAGAAAUCUACCAGAUGAUGAUCGAUAUCGAGAACAGUCCGCAAAAUGCCACCUCACCCAGGGCUUUCAUCUUGAACGAUAUCAAAAGCCACUUUGGCAAAUGUCAUGGACAGCUGGAAUUUCACACCAGCUACUUGCCACGUUGGCACGAGAUUCUGUCAGAAAGAUAUGCAGAACUGGAAGAAGCCGAAAAGAGAACAAGUUGCACAUCAAUCCGAUGCAAAACCGGCAUGAAAAGGUUCCAUGGCCUUUUGGAAAUGGGAGACUUUCUGUGCAAAAAUCGACCCCCGAGACUUGGGUCUCUCUUGGCCAAGUUUCGAAAGGAGAUCAUUAAGCAUUUCUUGUACUCCGAGAAGCGAUACAACCGAAUCCGAGAGUUCUUUGCCAAUGUGAUCAAGAACUUGAUUGGACCUCUUUACGGCCUCGAAAAGUUCAAUCUUCUGGAUGUUGGCCUCAACGGAUUCCGGACCGAAAGUAACGCCACAUUUGUGGAAUGUCGUCAUGAUCUUUUCCUUCGACAUCGACGCAUGUGGUUGAGCUAUUUAAAGGGCAACUCGUCUAUUUUACCUUGCUUGGGAUCCGAGGACCCUUGUUGUAGUUACAGCGGGUUCUACCGCCUUGGCCGUACAGCAGGCAACUCGUCUAUUUUACCUUGCUUGGGAUCCGAGGACCCUUGUUGUAGUUACAGCGGGUUCUACACCAAGCAUAAAAACGUUUUCGGACGUAUCCUACUCCAGAUGCUAGACAGCUUGGUCUCGGAUUACCCGGAGAUGCCCAAUGGAAACCGACUCGGGUACGACAUCCCGACCGAUUAUCGACACAAACGGAUGCCCAAGAUCCUUCGUUGUAACUUGGGAUCCUUUGGUCAAGUGGUCUAUGCUGAGCCCACUGAAGACUGCACCCUUAUGGAACCCACCUCCACGUUGAACGGGAUUUGCGUGACCUUCAAUCAAAAGAACGCCUUUGACAACCUCAAAAAAGAGGAGGAACGCACUCAAAACAUCCCGGAGAAGUUGUACGAGAUAUUGACCAACAAUCAGAGGAACAAGGUCUUCAACCCAAGAGGUCACGGCCUUGACUUUGGAUUCCAAUUACUGAUUUAUGAUCACGACCUUUUGGAACGGGAAGAUAAAGACUCGGAAUACACGAUUGGCAUAACCGAUCAAUACAAUUACAUGAACCCUCGUCUUAGUGAGUUCAAGACCACACCAGGCAUGCACACUUAUGUUUCCAUCACACCUCAAGAAACAGUGACACACCCAAAUGUGGUUGAGUACCCACAAACCGCCCGAGGAUGUCGAUUUCCCCACGAAAAUGAAGGACUGCACAUAUAUAAAGUCUACUCCAAAGCCGCUUGUCAGUAUGAAUGUGUCAUCUAUAGAGGGGUUCAAAGGUUUGGAUGCGUUCCAUGGAACUAUUUGAGCAACGUGACGGAUAAGAACAUUUGCGAUGAUGAAGCCACGAGAUAUUUCAACUUCUUCCUCCAAAACACGUCCUUCAUCCAGGAGCAUUGUGAUUGCCCGCAGGACUGCCAUCAAUUGGAGUUUACUUAUUCCGAGACCAUCAAGCCCGUGGACUUCAAGAGCUUGUGCAAGAUUGAGCCGGGAACAGAGGAAGAGAGUGACCUCUAUUGGUCAUUCCCGCAGAUUCUCCGCCGCUAUGAAAAUGUCUUCAUGGGCAAACUAAGAGCAAUUCGGGAUGGCAAAGAGUAUACUGAAUAUGAGGAAUGUAUCGCUCUUUGGUCCAAAGAGAUGACGUUGGUUGAGUUUAAAUUAGAUUCGCCCACCUUCACUAGAAUGACCAAGGAAGCCAAGACCACCUUCAUCGACAAAGUUGCCACUAUCGGUGGCACCCUGGGCCUCUUCACUGGGAUGAGCAUCAUCAGCAUGUUCGAGAUCUGCUAUUGGGGGAUGAAAGCCAGUCGCAAACUCAUAAUGAAGAACACCUUGGUCAAUAAUGUCCCUCUGAAUUUGUGGAAGAAACCAUCGUCCUCGUCCUCUUUGACAGCCAUUUCCCCUUCUCCCUUUGCCUCCACGAAAGUUCCAGAGCCUCAGAUUUGACGACAAUUCUUGGUGGUAAAAUAAUGUAGCUCACGGAUUUGACAUCAAUCACCAAGUAUUUAUCAGCUGAAGAGUCUGUAUGCCAACAUCGUUUCAAGUAAUAAACUCAAAAUACUCCAAGGUUCAUUGAUCAUGUAGAUGUGGUGCAAGAACCUCUCCAGAAGUGGACUGAGAGACAAAUGAAAAGAAUCGACGUUCUAUAUCCAUAUCAGUCAAAUUUU
Messenger RNA from Tigriopus californicus, 2991 nucleotides. RefSeq lists its product as uncharacterized. Gene Ontology annotation, cellular component: membrane. The transcript is spliced from 6 exons. The record is from RefSeq and is a predicted model, not a curated record. Gene Ontology annotation, molecular function: ligand-gated sodium channel activity. NCBI's taxonomy places the organism in Eukaryota, Metazoa, Arthropoda, Copepoda, Harpacticoida, Harpacticidae. Bases 65 to 2770 code for a protein of 901 amino acids. Gene Ontology annotation, biological process: sodium ion transmembrane transport.